AUGUUGUCAGCCUGGAUCAAAACCCUCGGGGCUCUGCUCCUGUUGGCCACGAUGGCCCACGCCCAAUUCCAAUUCUUUGAGCACAUGUUCGGAGGCGGCGGUGGUGGAGGCGGCGGCGGCCGUCAGGGACAUCAACAGGCUUCUCAGAAUGUCCCUAGCGACAGCUCUCGGUAUCAGAAUUCAUGGGAGUCAGCCACCUGUGACAAAUAUCUCUGCCCUGGAACUCUUGCGUGCGUCCAUUUCCCGCAUCACUGCCCAUGCCCUCACGCGGACGUCGAAGAGAAGGUCGAACUCGGCGAAGGAAGCGCCGUCUGUAUCUCGAGAGGCGGAUACGAACUUGGGGAAGCGGCGCGGAAGAUCGAGCUGGCUCGGAAGGGACUUUUGUGA
Messenger RNA from Aspergillus affinis, 387 nucleotides. RefSeq names its product protein lcl2 (gene lcl2). Bases 1 to 387 code for a protein of 128 amino acids. NCBI's taxonomy places the organism in Eukaryota, Fungi, Ascomycota, Eurotiomycetes, Eurotiales, Aspergillaceae. The record is from RefSeq and is a predicted model, not a curated record. The transcript is spliced from 2 exons.